AUGGAGAGUGUCUCCAGGAGGCCUCCAGCGGAGGAAUCAAUAGGACCUGACGUCGAUGCUCCAGAAGCAGAAGCAUGUCAAGGACUAUUGAGCAACAUAACACAGCCUCAGAGGGCAGAGCUGGGGUGCUGCUGCAAUGCCUCGGCCUGGCUGGCUGUGACACAGGAAAAUGCACCCCUGGACUCCAGACUGUUCUAUGAUGCCAGCAGCUCCAAGAGCUUAAAAGUUAGCAGUGGGUUGCUGGAGAUCCUGCCAAAGAAAUCCCCCUUUCAGGAUGGUCUCUACAAAACUUGUGCUGUAGUGGGAAAUGGAGGAAUCCUCAGGAAUAGUAGCUGUGGCUCUAAAAUUGAUGAGCACGAAUUUGUAAUCAGGUUUAACCUGCCUUCUAUGGACUUCCCUGAUGAUGUGGGCAGAAAGACAAAUAUUGCCACUGUGAACCCAAGUAUCCUUAACACAAGGUUUCGGGGUCUGGUUGGUCGACGCCUGCCGUUUGUGAAGGCAGCAUCUUUCUACGGAAAGACUUGGUUUCUCAUCGCAGCUUUCUCCUUCCCUGGACUUAGUGAGGUUUCUUACCGAGCAUUCUAUGCCUUAGAGGACUCUGGCUCCCAGUCUCACGUCAUUUUCUUCCACCCUCAGUAUCUGAGUGCUCUAAGCAAGUACUGGCGUGAUCAUGGUUUUCAUGUCUAUCGCCUCUCCUCUGGUUUCAUUCUAGUGAAUGCUGCCCUGGAGUUGUGCCAACACAUUACACUCUAUGGAUUCUGGCCAUUCUCUUUGCAUCCAGAUGGCCAUUCCCUGCCCCAUCAUUACUAUGACAACGUGCUUCCCAAAAAGAGCAUUCACAGCAUGCCCAAAGAGUUUGCUUACUAUGUGGAUAUGCACUUCCAUGGUGUGCUGCAGCUGCACGUGGGGCAGUGCUGA
Molecule: messenger RNA, 918 nt
Organism: Corapipo altera (White-ruffed manakin)
Lineage: Eukaryota; Metazoa; Chordata; Aves; Passeriformes; Pipridae
Product: alpha-2,8-sialyltransferase 8F-like
Exons: 6
Coding region: 1-918 (305 amino acids)
Biological process (GO): N-glycan processing; oligosaccharide metabolic process
Molecular function (GO): alpha-N-acetylneuraminate alpha-2,8-sialyltransferase activity
Source: RefSeq, a predicted model, not a curated record